Molecule: messenger RNA, 3264 nt
Organism: Macrosteles quadrilineatus (aster leafhopper)
Lineage: Eukaryota; Metazoa; Arthropoda; Insecta; Hemiptera; Cicadellidae
Product: UDP-glycosyltransferase UGT5-like
Exons: 6
Coding region: 111-1703 (530 amino acids)
Molecular function (GO): UDP-glycosyltransferase activity
Source: RefSeq, a predicted model, not a curated record
UGUCAGUGUCAGUUGUUUGUCUUCUUCUUGUCGUCAGUAGUACAGUUACAGACAGUUACAGUACAGUACAGUGUUACGUUACAGUAGCCAGCGCUGCAGAUUCAAACAAGAUGAAGUCUCUGGUACUGUGUUUGUUGUUGCUAUCUGCAGUGAGCUCUAUCUUUGGAGCUCGCAUCCUGGCGAUUCUCCCGCUUGCAGGGAAGAGUCACUUGAUUUACACCAAUGCAGUAUUUACUGCUCUCGCUGCUCGAGGACACCAAAUCACUGUUUACAGCGCAUUGGUACCAUCAAAGCCUCCUGCCAACAUAAAAUAUGUCGAGAUACAUACACAGUUUGAAAAAGAGAUGAAAGAAAAUUGGUCUUUUGAAAACUUCAAACAAUUUACCAACCAAGAUUCGUUUAUUGGAAUUGGUAAUUUUGUGGUUUGGAACCUGGGACUCCGCUUGUGCGAAGAAGUAUUUCAACUUGAAGAAAUCAAAAAACUACUGGCCUCAAAAGAAAAGUUUGAUCUAGUUUUGUCUGAAGCGCUAUUCGGUCAAGAGUCUCUUCUGGCUUUCGGCCAUGUUUUCAAAGCACCAGCAAUAAACCUGAAUGGUUUUGGACCGUGGAGUGUGUUAAACAGCGUUCAUGGGAACGAUCUGCAGCUAGCCCACUAUCCCGAGUCGGUCAGUUUAGCAACUACCAAUAAAAUGGAUAUCGUCGAAAGAUUCCGUAACGCACUCACUGUCGCAAACACAUUAGGCUUUUACUACCUGGAUCAUCUUCCUAAACAUGAUGCCAUCAUCAAGAAAGUGUUCAACGAUCCAAAGAUGCCUUCUGUCAAGGAUAUGGUGACUAACGUGUCUAUUACGCUGGCUAACUACCACCCGACCGUCGGCUACGCUUUGUCUGUACCCAGUAACAUCAUACCUAUUGGUGGUAUCCAUAUCAACGACAAGGUGGAUCCUCUUCCCAAGGAUAUCAAGGACUUUCUUGACAGUGGUAAGAACGCUGUCAUAUACUUCAGCCUGGGAUCGAUAAUCCCGACCCAUCUGUUCCCUCAGAAGUACACGCAGAUAUUUGUUAAUGUUUUCCGCAAGCUGCCGUACAAAGUGUUGUGGAAGACAGAGGCAGAGAACAUUCCUGAUCUGCCUAAGAACGUCAUGACCUCUAAAUGGGUGCCUCAGCAAGGUGUACUGGCGCAUCCCAACUGUGUGCUGUUCAUCACCCAUGGAGGUCUGUUGAGUCAACAUGAAGUGUUUCACUACGGCAAACCUGUCGUGGGCAUUCCGUUCUUCGGGGAUCAGCCGUUCAAUGUGCGUUUGUACGAAGAGUUGGGCGUUGGAGUCGGGCUUGAUUUCUACACAAUGACCGAGGAAUCCAUGACCAAAGCUAUUAUGAGCGUUGUCGGCAAGCCACAGUUUAUUCAAAAUGCGAAAAAGGUGUCAGAACUGUUUCGUCACCGACCAAUGUCGCCGCAGGAUACGUCCGUGUUCUGGGUGGAGUACGUUCUACGACACAACGGAGCACACCACCUGCGUCCCCAGUCAGCUGUGAUGCCUUGGUACCAGCUGAUCUUGUUGGACAUCGUUGCGGCUGCCGUAGCCACAUUGUUCUUGAUAUUACUGGUGUUCAAGAAAAUAUUGUCUUUCAUGUUUGGGCUUUGCAGUAAGAAGCCAGUUGCCAAACAAGACACUGUUUCUAGCAAGAAGAAAAAGAAUUAAACUAACCAAGAAUCUUGGCAGGCCAGUAAAAGUGCAAAAUACAUGACUGAUAUCAACAGUAUUAGGUGUGUUGUAAAGGUAAGAUGUUUAUAUUAUGAAAUAUGGUAGCUGUUGCAUUUUGUUAGUUGGGAACUGUAAGUGCCUUAUUGAUACAAUUUUUAAUGUUAUACAAACUUUAAAAUACGUUUAUGUUACGCAACAAAGGUAAGGGAUCGUCUUUAGAGAUUUUAUCUAUUGUUGUUAUACUUGAAGUGCCUUAACUUAUAUUGUUGUCCAUUGUAUACAUGAAUUUUAUAUUUAUAGAUGAUUGUUUUUUAACCAAUGGUGCUUUAAACUCAACUUCAUGACAAAAAAAAAUUAAGUGCUUUCUAUACACAGGUAAUAAGAUAUAGACUAUCAAAAAUAGAUCAACUAGCAUUAUGUGAUUUUCUUGUUAAUCAUAUUUUAGGUCGUAACUAAGAUAAGAUGUGUAGGCUUAGUAGCACAUAACUAUUCAACAUGGAGGUAUACAAAAUAAUACAAUUAUCUAAGAGGAAAAUCGGCUGAUGGUUAAAUAGUUUUUAAGAGCAAAGAUUAUUUAUAACUUUAAGACACAAAGUGUUGUUUUUUUUUUAAUUUUUUUUAUCAAGAAAUUAGGUUGUAAUACUAUUUUAUUUAUGUUUGAUAAAAAUAUUCCAAAUAAAAUAUAGGCUACUAACUCAUGUAUAAAGCCGAAGGGAUAGUUUUAGAAUAGUCGUUAGUAGCCCAUAAGAGUAAAAAUUACCUCAAUAAAAUCAGUGUUAAGUCUUUAGUCUUUAGUGGUAGUCUUUACAUUAGUUAUUGAGUGUUGGACUAAAAUCAAUAAGCUACUCCUUAGCAAAACCAUUCAUUCAUGUGCUAGAAACAUAAUUGCAACCUAACUAGCCAGUUUUAUUGUUAUCAACGAAUUUGAUUCAAUGGGCGCGUUCUGGGAACAUGAACCGGUGACUUACUCAACAGUAUCGCCCGAGGCAAGAGUCUUGGUAUCUCAGAACGGUUAGUCACCGAUUUACGGUACACAUCGGAUUAUAAUUUACACAUCCAUUUACUAUUUACUUUAUAAUAUUUAAAUCAAACAAACUUACCCUCACAGAAUAAAUUAUUCACUUAUAACGUAAUAUAACCCCCUCAUAGAACAAAUUAUUCACUCAUUACGUAAUAUAACCUAUAAAACUAAUUAACAUUAUUUGAUGGAUCCGCCAUCUUGCCGUAGCUGCAUCCAGUUGUCCAAGAAACUGACCAAUCAGAGGCCGCCGGUGUAUUAUGUUGUUAUCUGCUUGGUUAACUCACCGGUCUCCCAGAACGACACAUUUUUUGCACCGGUACAUGUUCCCAGAACGCGCUCAAUAUAAAAAAUAUUGUUCCUAAUUUGUUCGUUUAUUUGUACUUAAAAAUGUUGCAAUAAUUUUAUAAUAGUAUAGGGUAUACAAACAAUGAAUUUAAUAGCAUAGUUGCAAUAAACUCUACUGUUAAAACAUUUAAUAUGUGCCUUAAUAUAACUGUUAUUACAAAUGUAUUGUGUACGCCUACUAAUUUUGUUAAA